CGCUGCUUGAAUUCACGAGCGACAUUGCCAUUUGGGAAGUUGCCAUCCCUGCCAGGCCCCACAAGGCAAUGAGCAACCGUUCCGCGGCACCCGUGGACCCACAACUGCUUGGCAACCAGAUUUCCUCGACCACAGCUCCCUUCCAGCCUGGGGGCUCUCAAAACCUUUAACUGGGCAGCUAUUCAACACAGCACUGCAGCUAUUAGCUUCAAUUAGGCCCCCAACAAAUCCUUUACCUACUGUGUGAUUUUGCCAUUGCGCUCGAGACGCAGAGCUUGUCACCGACCAUGGCGACCAACGUCAAGCUCACCAACAAAAACCCCAGCCAACCGAUCAAGGGGUUGCCGGGGGUCAUAGAGCUGCCCCACGACAUCACCGUCGAGAAUGUCAAGAUUUUGAUUGCCCGCAAAACGGGCAUCAGCGACUUCAACCGCAUCGGCCUGUUCGACCCCGUAUUCAGACACACUCUCAAGAACCGCCAUGCGCUCAUCUGGGACGACCUACACGUCAAAGAAGCCCGCGAGGUCGUGGUCAAGGAUCUUGGCCCCCAGGUCGCCUGGCGCACCGUAUACGUUAUCGAAUACUUGGGCCCAAUCCUCUUCCACAUCCUCAUCCCCCUCGUCAGGCCGAUCCUGUACGGCUUCGUUCCCUUUGUCGACCAGAGCCGGGUCGGGGCGCCCAUGGCGCGCGUACAGUGGCUGCUGUUCGCCUUGUUCCACCUCCACUUCCUGAAGCGCGAGUUCGAGACGCUCUUCGUGCACAAGUUCUCGGCCAACACGAUGCCGGCCCGCAACAUUGUCCGCAACUCGGCCUUCUACUGGCUCGCGGCCGGCCUGCUCUGCGCGCUGGACAUCUACCGCCCCGACCAGUCGUCGGCCCGCGACGAGCUCGGCCCGCUGGAUCUUGUCGGCCUCGCCCUGUUCGUCGUCGGCGAGUCGUGCAACUGGGUCGUGCACCGGCACCUGGCCAGCCUGAGGAAGCCCGGCGGCACCGAGAAGGGCAUCCCGAACUGCAUCGGCAGCAGCCUCGUCACGAGCCCCAACUACAUGUUCGAAGUCCUGGCCUGGCUGGGCGUCAUCCUGAUCAGCCGCAGCUGGACCGUCGUGUUCUUCAUCAGCAUCGGCAUCCUGUACAUGCGCAGCUGGUCCCGCGGCAAGGAGAAGGCGCUGCGUAAGGAGUUUGGCGACCGGUACAAGAAGAAGCGGUACACCAUGCUGCCGGGGCUGAUCUGAGCCCGCAGGCGUGCUUCAUGCGGUGGUUCAAUGGGGGAUGUACGAUGGAAAAGAUCAGGGUGGCCAUACACCAGGGUGGCCAUACGGGGUGACGUUAUUGCUACGCUGCGCGAGAU
Messenger RNA from Thermothielavioides terrestris NRRL 8126, 1348 nucleotides. RefSeq lists its product as uncharacterized. The transcript is spliced from 2 exons. The coding region runs from base 288 to 1232 and encodes 314 amino acids. Lineage: Eukaryota; Fungi; Ascomycota; Sordariomycetes; Sordariales; Chaetomiaceae. The record is from RefSeq and is a predicted model, not a curated record. Gene Ontology annotation, molecular function: oxidoreductase activity, acting on the CH-CH group of donors. Gene Ontology annotation, biological process: very long-chain fatty acid biosynthetic process.